AUUUUUUUUAAUAAUUCGUCUACAAUCAUUUACCCAACACCAAAUAAUUCAAAAUCCGUCACCCUCUCUUGUGCUAGGCUUUGGACAUUGUUCAACAAAAACCGAGAACACCCAACUUUUUACAAAUAAUCAACCUUUCCUUUCCCUAACAUGGUGAUGAGAUUCCUUGUUUUUUCCCUACUCAUCUCAGGCAUUCAUGCCAUAUCAAUCUCAGAGUUCAACACGAGUUUCAGUUCAGAAGGUAAAGGCCUAAUCCAGAGCAAUGGACAAGCACAACAACUUCUUGGGAAAUUGUUAUAUGGAAGCAAUGAAGAUGUAACAGAGUUGAAAGAGAAAGUUGAUGAAACUGAAAAUGGGUACAAAGAAGAAGUAGUGAGUACUAGAAGAACAUCACACGGUGGAAGUUCAGGCGGUGGAGGAAAGAAAGGAAAAGCAGGAACCGGUGGCAGUGCAGAUGUUAAUCGCCGGCCACGUCAGAGUUCUGCGCCGUCAAAGCCUCAUUUUUGGAUAUCGAAAUUUAUUCUAUGCGUAAGCUUGGCUUUAGUCACAUUAUUUUCUUUCCACUGGGUCUGAUGUAAUCUGCGCAGAAAAGAACACACGUUGCUCUUUUUUAUUGCUGAUAGAAGUUAUAGACUUCCAAGAAUGAAAAGCUGGGAAAACAUAAAGCGCAAGAUGCAGAGUAAGAUAGAAAGAAAGUAGAUUUCUGUUAUUGCUUUUUCUUUUCCUUUCUCUGCACUCUUAUUUUCAAGACGAACUCUGGAUGGGGAUGACAAUUUCUCUAUGAACUCUGUAGAUUUUUUUGAAGUUUUUAUAUUUUCCCAAUUGUAAUUUUGUUUGAUUUGCUUUUUAUAUUAAGUGUAAUCUGCUUCUUUUCAGUUUUACCAAUCAAUUAAGUUUC
Molecule: messenger RNA, 898 nt
Organism: Vigna unguiculata (cowpea)
Lineage: Eukaryota; Viridiplantae; Streptophyta; Magnoliopsida; Fabales; Fabaceae
Source: RefSeq, a predicted model, not a curated record